UCCGCGAGAUCCGUGUGUUGCGGAAAAUACCUUUUUGGGCGUCCGACCACAUGUGUGAAUAGUGAACAAAAUAUGGUUCUUUAGUUAUUUCCAGCUCGAAAAGGUCGUUUUCGGUAGUAUUUGUAUACGUAAUCGAUCGCCACGGUGCGUCCGGACCGUCGGGUGUGCGUAAAAAGUUGGAACGAGACGACGGAAGUGAAUUUUUUCGAUGUAAAUACGGUCGAUCCAGGGUCAAUCUGGUGUGAAUUUUGUACCGUGCGCAUAUUUGUAUCUAUUAUAGUUUCGUGAAACUAGUCUAGAUAUUACAUUGUCGAGUACAGUUUGACCUCUGUGUGUGGUAAAAAGUGAAUUUCGUGGGAUCAUCCCGCACCAUGCCGUCUUGCUAAGAGGCAUGGCCGCGCUCUCGUGAUCCUAUGUCGGCGCGGAGCGCGCGCCCGGGGUUACAUAACGUGGAGAGCGGUAUGGCCGCGAGAGUAUCGGAGGGCGCGGGGCCCUCGUACGCGUCGGUGCUGAACUUCCGAGGGGGUGACAGCAACAAGGAAAACAUCGAAAACAUAGAGUCCUCCGAGGAGGUGGCCGAUGUCCCUCCGCGGCAAGACGACGAGGAGGAGGAGGGCUUCGUGCCUGUCAUAUCCCACACGCGGCGCCCGGCUAAAAGCCGUCGCGACCGCGAGCGCAGGGCUGCCCCACGUCCUCAAAAGACCCCUCAAUCCCACUCAGAGCCUCAGACGACCACAGAACAGCAGCAAGCCGACGAUCAGCCGAAGAAGUUUGUUGAGGCACCAAUACCAAAAGUCAACCCUUGGCAGGUCCGAGGAGGAAGCACCGGGGUGCCGCCCCCUGCACCCCCAGCGAUGAUGGAGCUGGAGAAGCGGUCACCUUUGCAGCCCCAACAGCAAGGCAGGGCCAUGUUACCACCAGUUCCAGAGCCCGUGCCACCGCCACCAGCCCCUAAGCCAGUUGUCGUGAAGCCGCCAAAGAAUGUCAAGAUCAAUCCGAAGGGUUCAGAUUUCACGGACACUGGGGACUGGCCCACGCUUGGCGCCGCGGUCGCCGGGGCGAGGUGUCACUCAACGCCGCCUCCACACGACGAUCCCACCCAUCAUAACGGCAAUGCUGACCAAGAGCGGCAACCGCUUGAGGAGCAGCCUCCGAGGGUGGAGAAGGUGGAGGUGAUGCAAAAUCAUCAGAUCCACAAUGACAAGCACGCCCUCUACGACAAGAACAAAAUGGCAGCUGGCAAAGGUGGCAACAAAUCGGGCAAACACAAGUGGGUGCCUCUCGACAUAGACGUCAAAGCCGCCCGACCUCCCAAGCAUGGACCGCAGCAUCCACCAAGACAGGAUCACGACACAGUGUCCCUGAACGGGGAGGACUACCGCGGGAGGGGAGGCGCGCGCGGGAGGGGCGCGGUGCGGGCGCGGGGUGCACGUCGCACCACCACCCGGGCUGCCUCCCUGCACCCACACCCGCACCCCCUGUAUCACCACCCGGAGCUCGCACACCACGACAUGCCGCAGCUGCGUGUGGCUCAGCCGGCGCUGCCGCAGGUGGUACUCCGUUACGGGCUGGGAGCGCUGCCCCUCGCGCCGCCGCUUGCGCAGGCCUUCUACUACGGCGCCGCGGCUGCCACCGGAGCACCCUACGGCGUGGGGCUCGACCAAGCUACAUUGAAGGAUCUCAUCAAGAAGCAGAUCGAGUACUACUUCAGCCCGGACAACCUGGCGCGCGACUUCUUCCUGCGCCGCAAGAUGUCCGCCGACGGCACCAUACCCGUGACGCUGAUCGCGUCGUUCCACCGCGUGCGCGCGCUCACGCCGGACGUGCAACUGGUGCUAGACGCCAUCCGGGACUCGGACCGCCUGCAGCUCAUCAGCGGCUUCAAGGUCCGUACAGCCUUCGAACCGACGAAAUGGCCGAUACUGGACAUAAGCAACACAGAAAACCCGGGAAUCAACUCCCACGAACCCGGACCGGACAGAAAACCGGACCAGAACACAAACAGGAACCCAGACGCGAAACCGGCUGAAGAGAAAAACGAUGAGAAAGUGGGAGACGGUGGGACAGAGAAGGAACAGGAGAGGAUAGAAGAGAGUAUAGAUAAAGAAGUGAGUGAAGAGAAGAAAGUGGUCGAGCAGGAGAACAGUUUGGAAAAUGAGGUCAAACCAAUCCCAGAAGCGAAAUCGAAAUCAAUACAAGAAACAGAAGUUAAAACAGAGGAGCAACCCAAAGUGGAAGACACAAAAGCCAUCGAUGAGGCUCCUCCACAGAUGCCUCAAGAAGUAAAAUUGGCAGCAGAGGUUGACGCUCCUACGAAUGUCAAAGAAGAAGAGAAAAAAGCAGAAAACGAGAGUGCGGAAGUUCGUGAUGUGGUGGAGAGAACGGAAGAAGUUGAGAAGGUGCAAGAAUCGAGUGAGGAUCCACCGCUACAGCCAGAUGUUACGGACAGACCUGGAGAAAAACGCCGUAAGAAGCAGAUGGUUGGCAUAUUCCCCCUAGCAACGAUGGGGGGUCCAUUGGUGGCGCCAGUGUCAAGUCUUCUAAGGGCGGUACCACCACCACCUCUGCCCAGAAUGUUUCGUACCGGACGCGGAGGCGCGUCGCCACUGAUGCCGCACGACCACCUCAAUCCCGACGUACCGGAAUUCGUACCCCAGGCGAGGAGAAUUGAGGAACCAAAUGUUGGCAAAACUGGUCGACGUGAAGACGGUCGGUCGAAUAGAAGUCCCACAUUAGACAAGGGCGAUCCAGAUGUAUGGACAGAGGUGAAACGUCGCACUAAAGCGGGCUCCCGGGAACGCGGUGUCCCCGUCCAGAACCCCAGGGAUGAAGUGGAAGAGCCCCGGGAGGAGUUGCACUUUCAGUUAGACGAGGAGUUGGAACUGCCACCUCCGAGGAAUAACACAUUCACUGAUGCAUGGUCUGAUGAAGAGUCCGAUCUGGAGUUCACGGAUCGCGACGUCGGGCGCCUCUUGAUAGUGACGCAGACGGCUACCAGGCAACCAAAGCAUGAUGGCCACGAUCGUCAAGGCGACUGGGCAACCAGGACAAAAAUUACCCAGGAUUUGGAGCAGGUGAUAACAGAUGGACUCAGGCGCUAUGAGGAAGAUUUGUGGAACGAAGGUUCUUCGUCGCACAGCAGUACACCGCAAUACCGUACCGUGUCUGUCAUAAGUCGGGAGCAGUUCGAAGCAGCUGCGCCCCCGGAACGGUACCAGAAUCCCACGGAACCACCUCCGCCGCCGCCCAGGCCGCAACUCCAAAUGGAACAACAGCAAGAGGCCGGCGGUAAAGCGAAACGGCCGCGACGCACGGCGUGCUUCUACGCUGCGAAUAAGGACCCCCAUGCCACAGACGUCAUAAGCAGCAGAAAACACAAGACCCGUCACAGUCUGAACCCACCGGUGGAGCAUCACGUGGGAUGGAUAAUGGAUGUACGUGAGCACAGACGACAGCACCGCGACAGUGCUGGGUCGUCACUUGGCACGUCACCAACGCUGGGCUCAUCUUGUGGGUCGGUGCCGCAGUCGUUGCCAGUGUUCCACCACCCCAGCCACGGUCUGCUGAGAGAAAACCACUUCACUCAGCAGGCGUACCACAAAUACUACUCGCGGUGUCUGAAAGAGCGUAAGAAGCUGGGCAUCGGCCAGUCACAGGAGAUGAACACUCUGUUCAGAUUCUGGUCUUUCUUCCUGCGGGAUCACUUCAACAGGAAUAUGUACAACGAAUUUAGAACGCUCGCAAACGAGGACGCCGCGGCUGGAUUCCGCUACGGGCUCGAAUGCCUGUUCCGCUUCUACUCUUACGGACUCGAGCGGAAAUUCCGGCCGGAACUGUACCAGCACUUCCAGGCCGAAACGCUCGCCGACUAUGAAAAGGGUCAGCUGUACGGCAUCGAGAAGUUCUGGGCGUUCCUCAAGUACUACAAGCACGCUGCGGCGUUGCAGGUGGAGCCCAAGUUGCAGGCGCAUUUAGCUAAGUUCAAGAGUAUUGAAGACUUUAGGGUUCUGGAGCCCCAGCUGAACGAGCUGCUGGCAUCACAGGGCCCAUCUGGCCCGGGCCGCGGGCCUCACGCCCGUCCCUACGACAGGCAUCGAUCAGUCUCCGAGAGUGAGAGGACUCAGCAGACAUACAGGAACAAUUUCACUCGACCAAGCGGCAACUCCGGUAACCCGUCCAACAAUCGCGGGCGGGCGGGAUCUUGCGGCGCGCAGAGUGUCAUAGCCAACUCGCGACCGAGACCGAAGCAACAGAAAACGAAACCAGAGGCCGCCCCGACUGAGAUGGCGACGCAGGUCGCAACCAAAACGCAGUAGACGCGAACUCAAACAAUAAAAAAACAUACAAACGAACACUGUAAAUAUAUAAAAACAAACAGUCUCUGUGCAUGUGGUUACUUACUUAAAAAAAAAACGUGAAAAGAAAAAAAAGUGCAUUUUAUAUAUAAUUAUUACUAUUAUAUAAAUAUAAAUAAAAUAAUACAUACGCCGUAAAUGAAACAAAGAAGGAAAACUUUUAAAAUUAUUAACUAUAGUGAAGUGUGGUGCGGUGGUUUUUAAGUGUGUGAUAUAAUCCUCGUGUGACCUGUUCCGUGACCGGUUUCUUAUGGUGACCGGUCGGUGACUGGUUGGUGACCGGUUGGUGACCGGUCGACGACCGGUGGCUGUGUGGCUGUGACUGGUUACGUUGGGAGUGCGGCCGCCCGGAUUGCAGGCUUUGUUUUAAUGUGGAGCCUAGCUUGUACGCGUCGACAAUAAGCAAAAAACAAUGCUAUGCGGUUGUAAGUCUUCACGAUCGAUUUAGCCUAAGCCUAUAUAUAUAUUUAUAUAUAUAUAUGUAAUAUCAAUACUACUAUGUUAUAUUAUGUAUAUUAUAUAAUACUUCUACUACACAACUAUGUAUAUGUAUAUCAAUAUAUAUUUUUGACAUGUAAAAUAAAUACAUCAUAAAACUGUUAACUCUUAAAUAAAUAGUGACCUAUCUUAGGCUAUACUGUAUUAAUAAAAUUGUACCCGAGCAACAAGUGUCAGUUUUAAGUUUACUUCACUUCGCUGGAUUCUGCUUUGAAAUUUAAUUUUGAGUCAGCGUCUAAAGUAAGGCCAAUGUAAUAAGAUAAUUAAUAUGCUACGUGUAAGAUAAAAGGAUGUUUUCUCUUGCAUACAUAAAAGCCAAACUUGUCUACAUCUCCGCUAAUAUUAUAAAUACGUAAGAGUCUGUUUGUUUUAAGAUAGAUAUCUUGAUACUUGGAGAUAUCGGGCAUAGAAUACUUAGAGAUACUUUUGCAUAUGGAUAGCUUACAUCCUUGAGGCGUAUAUAGGAUAACGUGUAUCCUUUUAACGGAUCCCAAAUAAUUCAAAGUAGCCUUCGUUACAAAUGCACGUCUUCACAGAAAAACAACAGCAUUCUGGAUGCAUAGGUAGAUUUCAAUCUUUCUAUUUUGGAAAAGCGUAAGGUUUCAACAUAAAAAUAACAAUUGCGAACGUAGAAGCUAGUAAAACAACCGUCAUGAUGCAAAAAUUCAUUCAUCUUAAAAGUCCGUUAGAUGGCGCUGUUUACCGAACAAAAUAUUGACGUUUCACGCUAAAUCCAGCGAAGGAAUUUCUAUUCGAAACGUGGCACUCGGGGCUUGU
This is a messenger RNA of Pararge aegeria (speckled wood butterfly), 5630 nucleotides long. It is a transcript of the gene larp, whose product is annotated as la-related protein 1. Gene Ontology annotation, molecular function: RNA cap binding. NCBI's taxonomy places the organism in Eukaryota, Metazoa, Arthropoda, Insecta, Lepidoptera, Nymphalidae. The transcript is spliced from 28 exons. Bases 414 to 4316 code for a protein of 1300 amino acids. The record is from RefSeq and is a predicted model, not a curated record. Gene Ontology annotation, biological process: positive regulation of translation; mRNA stabilization. Gene Ontology annotation, cellular component: cytosol; cytoplasmic stress granule.